Molecule: messenger RNA, 1122 nt
Organism: Anastrepha ludens (Mexican fruit fly)
Lineage: Eukaryota; Metazoa; Arthropoda; Insecta; Diptera; Tephritidae
Exons: 1
Coding region: 1-1122 (373 amino acids)
Molecular function (GO): nucleic acid binding
Source: RefSeq, a predicted model, not a curated record
AUGGUCGCCGAAUAUACCGUCCCUCGAUACUAUUAUCGAAAUGGGAAACCUGAAGUUUUGCAGCUCCAUGUUUUCGUCGACGCCAGCGAGGAUGCCUUUGCCGCGGUAGCCUACUGGAGGUCAACUAAUGCCGCCGGUGAGGUUGAAGUCGCAUUUAUAUCUGAAAAAACUAAAUGCGCGCCGAUGAAGUCAUUGACGGUCCCUCGAUUGGAGCUUCAGGCAGCUGUAUUGGGUACGCGUUUGCUGAAUUGCCUACGAGAGGAGCACUCCUUGCACAUCGAUGACUGCGUCAUUUGGAGUGACUCCAAAACAGUGAUCCAGUGGCUUCGAAGUGAACAUCGACGCUAUAAGCCAUUUGUGCAGCAUCGGAUCGCCGAGAUAUUAGCCACAACUACUACUGCAAACUGGAGAUGGCUACCUACCGAGCACAAUGUCGCUGAUGAGGCUACUCGAGCUAAUAACUUUGUCGACUUCAGCUCGUCCGCCCGUUGGUCCUGCGGCCCACCAUUUUUGUUACGAGAAGAGCAGUAUUGGCCGACAGAGAGCUCUACAUGCAAUCAUCAUGAGGAAGCUGACAAGGAACUACGUCCUAAAUUCGCCCUUGCAAUCGUAAGCUGUACGUUUCUAGACUAUAACCGAUUCUCUACAUUCAGUAAACUGGUGAGAACGACAGCAUGGGUCCUGCGAUUCAUUGACGUUUGCCGCCGCCGUAAACCGCCAGACCGAGGCUAUGGGUUGACUGCCAAAGAAGUUGAGACUGCUAAGCUUUGUUUGUGCCGCCUCGUUCAACGCGGUGAAUACGCCGAAGAGUUUCAGCACAUCGAAAGCGGUCGCAACCUGCCACGCACCAGUUCGCUCAUUCAACUUUCGCCGUAUAUAGACGAAGAUGGUGUUCUUCGUGUACGAGGACGCAUAGAAGCUGCCAGCUGGCUCCCAAUAAGCGCGAGACGCCCUAUCAUACUACCGCCAAAGCAUUGUUUCUCAAAUCUGGUCGCCAUGCACUACCACGUCAAAAUGCAUCAUCAAAAUCUAGGAGCUGACGUACGCACUUCGAGUGGAUUAAAGCGCCGUGCCGUCUCCAAAUUGGCAGUUCUGGACGUUGAUGAUGGUGAAUCGGGUUGA